Molecule: messenger RNA, 354 nt
Organism: Episyrphus balteatus (marmalade hoverfly)
Lineage: Eukaryota; Metazoa; Arthropoda; Insecta; Diptera; Syrphidae
Product: histone H2B-like
Exons: 2
Coding region: 1-354 (117 amino acids)
Cellular component (GO): nucleosome
Molecular function (GO): DNA binding; structural constituent of chromatin; protein heterodimerization activity
Source: RefSeq, a predicted model, not a curated record
AUGAAUAGCGCACAAAAGGCCGGAAAGGCACAAAAAAAUAUCACCAAGACCGAUAAGAAGAAGAAGCGCAAGAGGAAGGAAAGCUACGCAAUCUACAUUUACAAAGUACUCAAGCAAGUACAUCCCGACACUGGUAUUUCAUCGAAAGCCAUGAGCAUCAUGAACAGUUUUGUAAAUGAUAUCUUCGAAAGGAUUGCCGCUGAAGCUUCGCGUUUAGCUCACUACAAUAAACGCUCAACAAUCACAAGUCGGGAGAUCCAAACUGCCGUGCGAUUGUUGUUGCCUGGUGAACUUGCCAAGCACGCUGUUAGUGAAGGAACUAAGGCAGUAACCAAAUACACAAGCUCGAAGUAA